Molecule: messenger RNA, 692 nt
Organism: Aureobasidium pullulans EXF-150
Lineage: Eukaryota; Fungi; Ascomycota; Dothideomycetes; Dothideales; Saccotheciaceae
Exons: 1
Coding region: 160-609 (149 amino acids)
Source: RefSeq, a predicted model, not a curated record
GGAAAGGAGUCGAGCAUGAUCAGAGCAUCUUGAUUCACGUCGCUCCCAUCAGCCCUAUGUAAAAACACGCAGGCGCUGUUCUCCGCUGCAUCCUUGUCACUUGGUGCCCCCCAAGACAGAGAGCAGAAUUCAGACAUCGCUUCUGUCGAUCUCCCAAAAAUGCUGUGCCUAGCUGGGAAUUCUUCCUCAGUCUGGACCACGCCCAAGGCCCUGCUCCCCACUCAGGUUAUCAGGGUCUGCUGCACAAGACGGCAGACUUCGCGACCUCUCCGCCAUUCAAUGUCUUCUAGAAGUCCUCUGAGCUGUUUGUGCACCGCCAUGUGCCACGCAGCACUCACCCGUUCUCAUACGACGCCCAGCUCGUCCGCCAUACGCCCGUACACACACCCACUCAAUCUCAUUCGCGAGGAGAAAAGGCCUUCGACCUUCCAUCGUUCAGCCGUCCUAGUCAGCAGAGUCCAAGCGCGUGUGAAAAAAGAGACCGAACUUCCUUCAAGGUCUAAACUUGCUGCUUGGCAGCAUGGCUUCUGUUGGUACGUACACCAAGGGAACAGGUGCCUCCUAAAGCCCCGUUUCCAUGCAAGUUCGCCGUUCCAUGUUCCCACUUGACCAUGCCCCACGUUUUGGCCGUGGAUACAUGCAAAGAGGCACGAUUCAUGCAAAAGUGCUCUGUGUUUGCUUAAGCGUGAGUU